AUAAUUUAGAAAUUAUAAAGGAUAAUCGACAACAACAGCAACAACAACAAAGUGAAAAUGAUAUACAAUUAUUAUAUUCAGCAUCAUAUGAUAAUAAUUUAAUUGAUAAUUUUCCAAUUGGUUGUGGUACACAUCCUGAAUUAGAUUAUACAAAUAAUUAUUCAUUUCUUGAUGAUGUUGCUGAUCAACAAAAUGAUAAUGAUAAUGAUUUAGAUAAUGUUAAUGAUGAUGAAUUAGAUAAACUAUUAAAUCUAAUUAAUCCAGAAUGUAUUCUGACUGAAGAAGAAGAAAAUCGUUUAGCUGAAGAAACAAGAAUCAAACAAAAAUGUGUUGCCGAAAUUGUUAUCGGUGAACAACAUUGUGAAAAAAAACAAAAUAAUCCAACAUAUGAACAACAACAACAAGAAAAAGUAAUUAAUAAUCAACGUAAUCCAUUUGAACAAUUUCGUUCAAAAUCAACAAAUAUUCAGGUAAUAACACCAUCAUCGAUUGUUAUUAAAAAUAAAAAUGAAAAUUCAAAUGAAAAUUUAUUAUCUAAAUCGAGUCCAUCUGUGACUGUAUUGAAAACAGUACCAACAACAGUGACAAUAAAUUCGUUAUCGUCCACUAAUAGUGCCAUCAUUCAAUGUAAUAAUAAUCAAAAUAAUAAUCAUCAUUGUAAUCGAUCCUUGUUAUCAAUAUCUCAAUCCUCCUCUACUUCUUCGACAACUACUAGUGGCAAUCAUCAUCAUCAUCAUCAACCAAUACAACCACAAUCAAAUAAAAACUCACUGACUCAACGAUUAUCUUCGUCGUCAGUUUUUGAUGGUGUUUCAACGUUUACUAGUUCGUCGAACAAUACGAUCAAUGAUAUAGUUAAAUCUUCGACAACAACAACAACAACAACGACGACGACGACGAAUGAAGAAGGUUCAACUUUGAUCCAAUCACAGUCGUCGAUAUUCAUACCAUCAUCAUCCACAUCUAUAUCAUCAACAUCUUCAUCAUCGUCUAGUUGCGUUGUUAAAAUCAUCGAUCAACCGGCAUCAAAUGCUCCGUUAGGAAUUUCUGCAUCAAAUUUGAAUAAUAAAAAAUUUGCAUUAGUUCCUGUUUCAUCAUCAUCAUCAACAACAACAACAACUGCUGGUACAACUAAACCAUCGGUUAUAUCGAUCGUACCUAAUUUAGAAAAUAAUAAUAAAAACAAACAAAGUGUUUCAAUUGUAGCCAAUAAUUCUCAUACACAAAGAUCACUUAUAAAUAGAUUAGCACAAAAUUCGCUUAUUCAUCCUCAAUCAUCAUCAUCAUCAACUAUAACCGUGAAUUCGAGCCAGCCAAUAACAACAAUUUCAUCAUCAUCAUCGACUGUUAACACCAAAAUAUCAUCGACCACAUCAACUAAUUCAUCACCACCAUCAUCAUCAACAACAACAACAUCCGGAACUGGCAUUAAAACACAACCAUUUGUAAUUAAAUAUCGUAAACCUAAUGGUAUGAUGGCCACAACAUUAGCAUUAAUGCUUGGUGGAAAAUCUGAUUCUACAACAAGUGGUACAACAACAACAACCGAAACAACAACUAGUCCUACAUCUGGCAAUAAAUCAAAUCAAAUGAAUCAUACACAGAAUAAAUCACAAGGUGUUGAUUUAACCACUAUGUUCAACACUGCCUUACUUGCUGGAUCAUUAAAUCAUUCCAUGUUGGAAAGUGAAAGUGGCGAUAGUGAUCAUCAAACAUUUAUUGAAACGGCUGCUGCUGCUGCCACCGAACGAUAUGUUCGUGAAAAAAUAGAUCCACAAUUAUCAUCACAAUCAUCAUUUAUUAAUCAACGUGUCCAACAACAGAUGGCGAUACCAUCAUAUCUAUCAAAUGUAUCAUUAACAAAAACCGGAAAUGUCGAUAUAAACGAAUAUCAACAAGUAGCAAGAGAUUUAACUCGACCAUUAUCACCAAAUUCAGCGAAUGCAUUUUUUGCUGCUGCUGCUGCAUCUGAAAUUGAUGCUAUUAAAUUUGAACGUGAAUGUGUAAAUUGUGGAACACAAAGUACAAGUCAAUGGCGAACAAACGGAAAUGGACAUUAUCUUUGUAAUGCUUGUGGAUUAUAUAAAAAAUAUAAUGGUGAAGAUAGACCACCGGCCAGUAUUCAACAGCCUCGUAAAAGAAGUAAUCAACAGCCAAAACAAUGUUCAAAUUGUGGAACAUUAACAUCAUCAAUGUGGCGUCGUACAGCCAAUAAACAAGUUGCCUGUAAUGCUUGUGGCCUUUAUUAUAAACUUUAUGGUGUUAAUCGUCCAGUUGAAAUGCGUAAAGAUAUUGUUUAUCCACGGAAUCGUUAUUCAAAAUUGACUGGUAGUUCAAAAACUGGUAAUAAAAAUUCCGGCAUCACUAUCGGCAGUGUUGGUGGUACAUCAAUGUUAAAAUCAUCAUCCUUUCAUCAAACCAUCAAUGGUCAUCAUCAUCCUCAUUUUUCAAUGCUUAAACAUCAGAAUAAUUUUGUUGGUAAUCUUCAUCAAUUCAAUCAGACGAAAUUGCCAACGGAAAUGCAACAAAAUUCUAAAGUUUUUGUGAUCUCUGGCAAUGAUGAUUUAAAUAAAAACAGUCAUUCAUCUGAUCAACCGAUUUCUUUGAUCAACAAACAACCAAGUGCCUUUCAAAAUCAUUCGCCAUCUAUUGUUAAUAAUAAUCAUAAUAAAAUUAUCGGCAAUUCAUCUAAUGUUAUAAAUUCGAUGGCCAAACAAACAUCAAGCGCACAAAAUAUGAUCAAAUCAUUAUAUAAUUUAGCUGAUAUUAAAUCGGAAAAUUCAUCCGAUUCAACUCCGGAUCAUACUAAUAAUAAUCAUGAUAAUGAUUCUCAACAUGAUAAUGAUGGUGAUGAUCCAUCCCCUAUUGAACCAUUUCAACCUCAUAUUAAAUCCGAACAAAAUAGCGACGACGAUGAUGAUAAUGAUGAUGAUAACGGUACUCAUGAACGAAAAUUGACAAUUAGUGAUGAACAAACUAAAAAUGUGACAUCACAUUUAGACAAUAACAACGGUCAUUCCAAUGAUGAUAAUAGUGAUAAUAAUCAUCAAAAUCUUGCUGCGUUAGCACCGUUUCAACAAUUAUUGGAAUUAUCAGCAAUAAAUGCCAACAAUCCUGUUGCUGCCCAAACACAAACAGCUUUAAUGUCAGCUAUUCUUCAACCCGGAUCGUUUCCAUUAGAUUCAAGUUUACAAUCUAGUUUAUGUAAUCCUGCUGUUGUAGCCAUGUUACAAGCAUUUAAUUUAAAUGGAUUAUUGAAUCAAACUAAUCUAUCGAAUGGCGAUCCAAAUGUCGAUCAUGUUGGUAACAAAAAUGGUGAAGGUGUUGAUAAUUCCUCCCCGAAUGGUGGCAAAUCUCCCAACGAUUAUGCACAACAUGAAUGCGCUAAUUGUGGUGCAUUAGGCAGUAUGACUCAAUUGAAACGAUAUGGAUCAUUAUCUCAUUAUCUUUGCGGUCGAUGUGCUAAUCAUCGAAAAUCUUCCGAUCCAACAAGCAGUCCUCAUUCAGGACGAAAGCAAUCGAAACCUCGCGAUGUUCAAUGCAGUAAUUGUCAUGUUACACAAUCCAGUGAAUGGCGACGAAAUGUUCGCGGUGAGAUUGUUUGUAAUGCCUGUGGUCUUUAUUAUAAACUUCAUAAUCGGGAUCGACCUAUUCAUAUGCGUCGAGAUUUUAUUGCCCACCGUAAACGAACACCGAAUCAUAAUUUUAAAAAUAAAAAAUCUGAAAAUGAAUCUAGCCAACCAAAUCAAAAUAGUUCAGAUACCAAAAUAAAGAAUAAUAAAGAAUGUAAUGAAUCGAUUUCAGCAAACAUUAUCAGAAUAAUGGCUGAUGGACAAGCAAAAGUGACUUCAUUUUUGGGCAAUUCCACAAUCAACAAUGAUGAUAAUCAACAACUUACACCGAAUCAAAAUGAAAUGAGCGACUAUUAUUCUGAAACCGAAAAUACCAAUGAUAAUGAUGAUUCACAAUCAUCGGAAACGAAUCAAUGUUCAUUGAAGCGUCUCCGAUCCGAUGAUGAUUUUGAUGAGUCAUUGUCAGCCAAUUCUCCUUGUGCAAGUGUAGCAUCAGCAUCUUCAAUCGAGACUGAAAAUACAACUAGUUCUGGCCAUAGUACGAAGAAACGAAAACAAAGCAAUCCAAAAAAAUAUAUCAAAGAAGAAACUUGUAUAGCUGCUGAUCAGCUGCAAUCGUCUGAUCAAAUGAAAGACUUGGAAACAAAUUCUUCACCAAAGAUUCUUUCUGAUGAUGAAUGAAAUUUGAAUGUUGUUAUUUCCACGUAACCAAUGACCACAAUGAUCUACCUGUAUUUUUUUCAAAAAAAUUGAU
Molecule: messenger RNA, 4326 nt
Organism: Dermatophagoides pteronyssinus (European house dust mite)
Lineage: Eukaryota; Metazoa; Arthropoda; Arachnida; Sarcoptiformes; Pyroglyphidae
Biological process (GO): negative regulation of transcription by RNA polymerase II; positive regulation of transcription by RNA polymerase II; cell fate commitment
Cellular component (GO): nucleus
Molecular function (GO): DNA-binding transcription factor activity, RNA polymerase II-specific; zinc ion binding; RNA polymerase II cis-regulatory region sequence-specific DNA binding
Source: RefSeq, a predicted model, not a curated record